AUGUACUCUGUAGCCAUAGGAAAAUCCCCGGCAUGCCGCAAAACCUUCGUGAAAACCCUAUAUCGUCCUUCAUCUUUAAGUCGUUGUAUGGCAUCAUGGAAAUGCUUUUCCAGACCUGCAAGCUUUUUAGGUUUCAUACUUUCAAGAUCAAUGAAAUUCAAUGGAUCCAUUAGCUUUUGUGCGACGUCCUCAAUACUCGGCCUAUCUCCUGUCUGGAUAAAAUUCAUGGAUUUCAUAAAAGGGCAUUUUUCAGUGUUUUCAGUAAUCAAAGUAGGGGUUAUCAUAUGAUUCUUGGAAAGGAAAGGACAAAGGUGCUUUACGGACUCAAGGGUACGUACCGCGAAUUCUUUCAUAAUUUUAUGGUUAUAA
Blepharisma stoltei is the source of this 369-nucleotide messenger RNA. NCBI's taxonomy places the organism in Eukaryota, Ciliophora, Heterotrichea, Heterotrichida, Blepharismidae. The record is from the annotation of a GenBank genome assembly.